AUGCGCAGGUCCGCGCCGACGUUGGACCUGGCUGCCAGCGGCCACCACGUCCGCCAUGCCGCCGACGCCCAAUCUGCGACGCAGAAGACGCCCAUGUCUCUACCUGCCAGCGACCUGUCCGAGCCGACCAGCUACUUCGACCUCCAUGACAGAAGCCCGCCCUCGCCGGGCUCUGCCCGCAGCGAGCCGCUGUCCAUUAUGCUGCCGCCCACGCCCACCACCACUGCCAUGGCUCUCGCUACCCUGCAGUACCUGCCCGUGCCGCUCCUUGUGCUGUCAUCACUAAAGACGGUCGUGCUGGCUAAUGAGGCCAUGGGCCGCCUGCUGGAGGUAGACCGCUGCGCAAGUGAUGAGAAGGACAGGGAUGCUGUGCAGACUGUCACCGACAAGUUGCACGGCCAGACUGUGUCGGAGCUUGGCAUCGACAUGCUGCAGGACGGCUCCCCGAUCUGGAUUAGCUGGGAGGAUUUCCUCGAUUCGGUCUGGAAGCAAGCGCAAGGUGAAGCCGAGGGGGGUUCUGCCGAAAUGGGGAGUGAAUCCGAUCAAAGUACGCCAACAUCGACGCCCAAGCCGAACUCGCUGUCCUCUAAGCCCUCUCUACCAAAGCUGAGCAAAUCCAAUUUGGCUCGUACGACAGUGCACGAUGUAUCGGUUGACAUUAUCAUCUCACUGCGCAAAAACGGCACUCCACGUCCUUCCCCACCCAAGGACGGCCGGAGGCUGAAGCCGCGACCGGAGAGUGAUGCCAUCCAGGCCACCAUGAUCAUUUCCCCGCACCGUAGUUCGGACAUCUGCUGGAUUCAGAAAAUCUCCAGGAUCUGGCUCGAGCUCCUCUUCAGGAAGACGAUCGCAUCAAAGUUCCAACCCAGGCUCGGCUGUCGCAUGAAGGAUGCCAUUCUUGAUUCGAUUGCUAUGCCGGCUUAUGCCAUGUGGAAAGAUGAGAAUUUCGGGAUUCCCAACAAGGCAAUGCUAAGGUUUUUACCCAAUGAAGGUGCAGACGCACCAAUGGACCAGAGGGAGUUCUUGGAGUCGUUCAGGGCCUACACAGAGGAUUUCAAGAGGCAACUCGAAGUCGAUGAAUUUCCCAUUGUGCAAAUUUGCCGCACCAAGCAGCCUGUUACCCAACGCCGGGUAGGGAUGGUCAUCGCGGACACGGGCGAGAGAAAGGUCUAUGAGAUCGUGGGGGAGCCAAUCCGAGACGACUGCUCCGGAGAAUUCCUUGGAGCCAUCGUCGUCUUCAAAGAUGUUACCGAGUACACAAAGAAAAUUGCCGAGCAAAUCGAGGAGAACGAGAAACAGUUCGAGUAUAUCACUAACCUGAUUCCGAUUAUGAGGUGGUACGACUAUACUGGUCUCACGGAAGAAGAAUCUCUAGGUAAGGGCUGGAAACUGCCUUUCCAUGAGGAGGACAUGCCCGAGACGAGCAACCGCUGGCAGCAUUCUCUGCAAACAGGUGAGGAAUAUAACACCGAGUAUCGGUGCAGACGCUACGAUGGCAAAUGGAGAUGGAUGUUGGGCCGCGCUGUGCCUUUCCGCGACGACAAUGGGAAAAUCGUCAAGUGGUUCGGCACCUGCACAGACAUCCACGAGCUAGUCGAACUCCGAGAGACCGCGAAACAAAUGCGAGCACAGCUUCUGCGUGUUCUUGAGCAUGCUCGCGUCACUCUAUGGGCUGUAAAUCGCGAUAGGAAAAUCGUCCUUCUUGAAGGCAGCCUCCUCAGCGAUUCAUUCUCACAUGUUACCAGAGAAAAAAUCGGGACAGAUCUUUAUGACCUUUUCAGCCGCGACGAAGCUGGCCGAAAGACGAUAUCUGAGCUCAAAGCUUCGGUUGACAGAAUCAUCGACGGCGAAGACACGGCGGAAGUUGUUGAGAUGCAAUUUGACGGAAAUAACCGCUGGUAUAGGACGCGUGUCGCGCCGUUGAUGGUGACAUCCCGCCAGGCAGGCAUCGAGAUGGAUUCAUACAUUGAUGGCGUCUAUGGUGUGAGCAUGGAUAUCACGGAGCUUCGCAAGCGUCGGGAGGAACUGGAAGCGCGAGAAGAGGAGAAUUCUAAACUCGUCGCCAACGCCGUUGCUGCCAAAGAAGCAAGCAGGAUGAAAAGCCAGUUCCUCGCCAAUAUGUCUCAUGAAAUCCGCACACCGAUUGCGGGAGUGAUUGGAAUGAGCGAGCUGUUACUUGACACAACACUGGACCAAGAACAAAGAGAUUGCGCCGAAAACAUUCAGAGGUCGGCCAAUGGACUGCUCACGGUCAUCAACGACAUCCUUGAUCUUUCUAAAGUCGAAUCGGGGCGACUGGAUGUUGAAGAGGUUCAAUUCAGUCUUCUGGUAGUCCUCAGAGAUGUCAACAAGAUGAUGGCGUUUGCUGCUCUUCGAAAGAACAUCAGCUACGAGAGCAACAUCCCGCCCGAGAUUGAGCGAGAUCUCAAAGUUAUGGGAGACCCAGGUCGACUGCGCCAGAUUCUAACAAAUCUACUCACUAACUCCAUCAAGUUCACAUCCGAAGGACAUGUCAGCCUGUCGGUAUCCAUCAAUAGUGAGAAUGAUGAGACGAUCAACGUCCGCUUUGUCGUGGAAGAUACUGGCAUUGGCAUUGAGGAGGAAGUCAGACGAAGACUUUUUAAGCCCUUCAGCCAGGCCGACUCGUCUACAGCUCGCCGUUUCGGCGGGACGGGGCUUGGUCUGGCCAUCAGCAAGAAUCUCGUCGACUUGAUGCACGGCAAUAUUGAGCUCGAGUCUACUCUUGGCCAAGGAACCAGAGCCUCAUUCUGGAUUCCAUUCAAUAAGGCACAGUACCAAGAUGAAGGUUCUCCUCUUAUUGACCUAGCAUCGAUCCCCGAUCGUCUUCAGUCAGAUAUUUCUGUCUCAUGCGGCAGCUCUGAGGAUUAUGGAACGCCUCCUCUGACGCCAGUUGCGCCCAACAGUGGAAAGUCUCCACUUCGGCACGACCACCUCUUCGCGCUUCCAGAAACGGAACGGAAAAAUGUCCACGUUCUGGUUGUUGAAGACAACCAAGUCAACCAGCAAAUCGCCCUGAAAACGAUCAGAAAACAAGGUUUUGCAGUAGAUGCGGUGUGGAACGGCAAGGAGGCGCUGGACUAUCUAGUCGAAGCCAAGGAUGGUAAACGUGAUCGUCCGGACAUAAUCCUCAUGGACGUUCAAAUGCCGAUUAUGGAUGGCUACAAGGCUACUCAUACGAUUCGGACUGAAUCCCCCUUCAAGGACACGCCAAGCAUUCGCAACAUUCCUAUCGUCGCGAUGACAGCAUCCGCUAUUCAAGGAGACAAGGAGAAGUGUCAAAAGGCCGGAAUGGACGACUAUCUGUCAAAACCAGUGAGGGGCAAGUUGCUUGAGAAGAUGUUGGUCAAGUGGGCAGUUCAUGGGAGACGCAAGCAGGAGACGGAUCCUGCACAAGGGCGAAACAGCACUGUGCCGGAAACUAUACAAGAGUCCGGGGAUGAUUCAAAAGAUCACACAGCAUCGUCGAAAAAGGCCUCAUCCAAUCCGCCAACACCACGCACGGAAUCGACGGAAUUUAGCGAAAACGACGGCGACAAACGCAAUUCGCUGACGCCCGCACUGGAUCGGAUAUCUUAUCGGGAAUCAAGUGCCAUGCAUAGGACUGACGAGAGUGAGGGCGAACGUGCCGUCCGCAGAGCGCAGCAGGAAGAGAAGGCCGCUGAUCUGCGUGAUGCGAAGCUGCUGUCAUCAACGAAUGAUCCCCAUAGGAGACCUCAAGACACACCGAAAGCGACAGAACAAACUCCACAAAGAAGAGGUGAAGCAAGCCACGCUCUGACAAGAGAGAAUAUGGAGAAACUAGAGCUCAAGCGCGAAGACGGUAACCGCGAAGAACUUGAGCGUUCAAGUGGGUGGCUCAGAACCGCCUGA
This is a messenger RNA of Lasiodiplodia theobromae, 3891 nucleotides long. RefSeq names its product PAS domain-containing protein. Lineage: Eukaryota; Fungi; Ascomycota; Dothideomycetes; Botryosphaeriales; Botryosphaeriaceae. The record is from RefSeq and is a predicted model, not a curated record. Gene Ontology annotation, biological process: phosphorelay signal transduction system; phosphorylation. The transcript is spliced from 11 exons. Gene Ontology annotation, molecular function: protein binding; phosphorelay sensor kinase activity. The coding region runs from base 1 to 3891 and encodes 1296 amino acids.